AUGGAAGAGGACCUGAGUACGGGCAUGACGUGGAAGCCCCUUACGAAAGGAGAUAUCGUAGUGGCUGAUGAGGGCGUUCACUGGGCAGUGCAAAAUGGUCUCGAUCUAUCAAGAAGUACUGUUGUUUAUUUCAAGCAUAAUGAUAUGGCUUCACUCGCUAGCACUUUGGAAAAACUUACUCGUGGAAACACACAUGCUGAUAAGACUAGAUGCUACAUUGUUGUGGAAUCUAUUUACCAGGCGUACAUGAAUUCUGGUCAGAUUGCCCCACUGGAUGAGAUAAUCAAAUUGAAGGAGAAAUAUCGGUUCCGUGUUAUGCUGGAGAAGAGUCAUUCGUUUGGUGUGCUUGGCAAGUGUGGCCGAGGCCUUGCUGAACAUUAUACUGUGCAGAUUGACAAAAUUGAUAUUAUCACAGCCGGAAUGGGAAAUGCAUUAGCAACUGAUGGUGGUUUCUGUACAGGAAGUGCUAGAGUUGUUGAUCAUCAGCGUCUAAGCAGCUCUGGCUACGUGUUCUCUAAUUCUCUAGCACCUUAUCUUGCCACUGCUGCUGUGUCUGUUGUAAACUACCUGGAGGAAAAUUCUUCAGUUCUCAGUAUCCUGAGGAGCAAUGUUGCUCUUCUGCAGAAAGGACUGUCAGUUACGCCAGGGCUUCAAAUUUGUAGCCAUCUUCUGUCACCCAUGGUCUUCCUUAAGCUCAAGAAAUCGACAGGUUCCCUAGCCCCUGACCUUGAUCUUCUUGAAACCAUUGCCGAACAGGCUUUGAAGGAAGACACAGUUUUCAUUGUGGCAUCCAAGAGGUCAAGUUUGGACAGGUGCAAGCUUCCGGUUGGGAUUCGCCUGUUCGUAUCCGCUGGUCACAUGGAAUCAGACAUCUCCAAAGUAUGUUCAUCCCUGAACAGAAUUUCCUCGUCGGUCCUCAAUUGA
Lolium rigidum is the source of this 924-nucleotide messenger RNA. RefSeq names its product long chain base biosynthesis protein 1a-like. The coding region runs from base 1 to 924 and encodes 307 amino acids. Lineage: Eukaryota; Viridiplantae; Streptophyta; Magnoliopsida; Poales; Poaceae. The record is from RefSeq and is a predicted model, not a curated record. The transcript has 8 exons. Gene Ontology annotation, biological process: sphingosine biosynthetic process; ceramide biosynthetic process. Gene Ontology annotation, cellular component: endoplasmic reticulum. Gene Ontology annotation, molecular function: pyridoxal phosphate binding; serine C-palmitoyltransferase activity.